GGUCGAACGGCAUUGCGGUGAAUAGCUUUAUGACGAACGGCUCCCGCUCUUCUCAACCGUUCAAGUUGCUCUGGAGAAAUGCCUGCGCGGCGGAAUCACAGAGGAUCAUCUCGGAUUUACUGUGGUGAAUGCAAGUGUCGACGGAUUGGGGACAGGUCCCAGUCUUCUCAUUUAUUUGUCCUAUCGCGAUACAUGUGCUCGAGGACCAAAGCUCGUCUAUAUACAUCGUAUUCCUUAUCUUUUACCGAAACAUCGUCACCAACUGCCAGCCACUGUCUUGCCUCUCAAUACAGAAUCAUGAUGGAAGACAUCAAUACUGUCUCUACACCUAAAGAGCUCAACAUGGAAGAAUUAGAGCUCAUGGUCCAAUGGUGUACGGCAACGUAUCGCUCUAUCUCCCGGGAUGACACGGUUGGAUGGAUAUGGCGUGUCGUCGUGCCUCGAGAGGCGAUGCACUACCCCUUCCUAAUGCAUGGCAUUCUCGCACUGUCGGCGCUCCACCUCGCAUUCAAUAACAGCGGUACUACAAAGGAAAGCUACUUGAUGAUAGCACGGUCUUACCGGGGCCAGGCCCGGGUCGGCCUGGAAAAGGUGAAGGGUAAACUGAACGACUCCAAUUCAAAAGCAGUGUUUGCUCUAUACCAUAUAUUAAUCGUGUCUGCCUUCGCUCUUCCUCUCACCAUAGAACCGCAUCAAGAUCAAACCCCCUUAGACGAGCUUUGCGAAGUAUUCCGACUCACCAAAGCAUUAGGGGAUUCCAUACCAGCGAUCAUCGACCGGGUCAAAAUAGGGGAAAUGAAGGAAUUAGUUGAAUCCAGCGAUCCGCCACCGCGCAUGCCCGACACUUCACGGCUCGCUAUAAUGGCGCUCAACAGAAUGAAUGCGGCCUUGGCCCGGCAGGACCCGGGGCAUGAGAGUGAUGUUUAUAGCCCGACCAUUAAGUACUUGGGAGAAUCGCUGGACAAGCUUGCAAGAGGCGGAGAGAUCAUGAUUGUCGCAUUUCAGUGGAUCUUUCAGAUUCCACCGCGAUUCGUUGACUUGCUUAGAGAACGACAGCCGUUCGCUCUAAUUGUCGUCGGUCAUUUUGCCGUGAUUCUUCACUCCUUAAGAGAACAUUGGUGGAUGGGUGAAUGGGGAGCUAGACUAAUUAGGCAAAUUGGUCAACAACUCGAUACGGAAUCGAAGCAGUCUAUGGACUGGGUUCUCGAUGCUACGGGAUGCUAUAUUCCUCCGCGAUGAGACCAUGGUCUACACGCUUCUAAUGCAUUGUCAUGGAAGCCAGUCAAAGGAGACACCCGGCCAUUUUGAACUACGCUUCUCAACUAAUGGCAUAUUGACAACGAGUCAUGCAUAGGGUAGCUGACGCCCUUCACAUUUGAGCGAUAAUAUUUCGGUAUUUCUUAAGAAAGCAAGGGACCAAUCGAAGACAAUCAGGCUUAGCGGCGCACGGAGUACAGAAUCGGAUGAAUUCGUUUACCAAGGCUCAAUUGGAGAUAGUUGCCCUUACCAGGCAACGGAUCACAGCAGGCCUGAGAUCAGGCUAUUAUUUGUAUCGUGCACGUAUGUAUAUCAGGAUGGAAUGACCUUAGUUAAUCAAUGUUCAGAUCAUUUGACCCGAAUAAAGGCGAGAGUUCCAUCGUGAUAAGACUAUGAAAUUUUAUUGGAGCGGCCAUUCAAGCAUCAUAAGCAUGGACGACUAGUACGCUGUAGAUCUUAUCCAGAACUUCCAUUC
Aspergillus caelatus is the source of this 1732-nucleotide messenger RNA. RefSeq lists its product as uncharacterized. Lineage: Eukaryota; Fungi; Ascomycota; Eurotiomycetes; Eurotiales; Aspergillaceae. Gene Ontology annotation, biological process: regulation of transcription by RNA polymerase II. The coding region runs from base 79 to 1239 and encodes 386 amino acids. The record is from RefSeq and is a predicted model, not a curated record. The transcript is spliced from 2 exons. Gene Ontology annotation, molecular function: DNA-binding transcription activator activity, RNA polymerase II-specific.